AUGCACCGGGUAGGCAGUGCCGGGAAUACAUCCAACUCUUCUCGUCCUCGUAAAGAAAAACGUUUGACUUAUGUUUUGAAUGAUUCAGAUGACCCAAAGGUGAAGUGUUUUUUUCUUUUCGUAUGUUAACUCAAUUCCCUGUGUUUUUUUAGAUUCUGGAAACGAUUUAUCUCAGAUUACUAGCUAUGCUUGGCUUCUAAAGUCAGUCACGUCACUCUGCCUGGGAAUGUGCUUUCUUCAUGCAGCAUUGUGCCGGCGUCAAUUGCUUAGCUGUAUAUAAGUCACCCUCCUCCGAUCAUUCUGAUUAUUUGUUUACUGGUAGUCGAGACGGGACUCUGAAAAGAUGGGCAUUGGGUGAUGAUGGUGCCACUUGCUCUGCGACAUUUGAAUCACAUGUUGACUGGGUAUAUAUUGCUACGCAUACUAUUCUUUAUUUUCAUCUUAAUUUAGUAUUUUACUGGAUUAUUUGAAAAGAAAUAAGGAAUCACCUUUGAGAUGGUUGCUGUUUGUUAUUUUUCUUUAUAAAGUGGUCAUUAAGCCAUUGUCUAAAUAGAAUUAUAUUCAUUUGGGCAUUUUGCAAUCCAGUCGAUGUGAGAGCUUCCUUUCUAUCCUGACCAACCAAUUAAGGAUACUUGAUGCCUGAGAUAUUAGAACCAAUGGUUGUGUUUUGUUUUAAAUUUAUGUCACUUCAAAUGAAUUCUUCUUACUGAUUGUCUUUUGUAAUUUCUUCUUUCUUUCAUUUUGACUCAUUGUACUUGAUUCUUUAGAAAUAUUUUCGUAGACGUUACCUCUAUGCUGAUACAAAAAUCAACUUUGAACUACAUGGAAACCUUAGAAUUUCCUUCUGCAAGAUUGUUGGAGAAUGUAUCUCUGGAUUUUAAUAUCAGUCGCCUAAAAUGGGCUAAUAAAGUUAAUACCAUGGAAAUUCUGUUUUUUUCAUUUUUUUCAGAUGGCAGGGUUCAUCCGUCUCAUGUAUGGAUAUAAUUUCAAUGAUUGGAUUCCCAUCCUUUCCACGAGUAGUUCAAGAUCCAAAUCAAUUGUCUUAUGUAAAUUUGUAUUCAUGAAUCAGUUAAUGAUGAAAACAUACCUGUAUUUUAAGAGAUCACUUAUGAGAAUGUAAAUAAGAAUAGUAAGGACGAACGAUAACACUACUGUACCAAUUAAAGGCAGGGAAUACACUGAAAAAGAGAUGGUUAAAGAGAAUAGACAAUUGCACCUCGAAAAAUUGUCACAUCAGUUAGAUAAUUUGGUUAGAUACAGGUAAAGAAAAAGGUCCCCAGAGGCCCGAUGGUCAUAGUGUAACUUAUAUAAUCAUAUCAUAAUCAGCAUAGUCUCCACGAAUGCUGAAGGAAGGAGGGUGAUCAUCACUUUCAAUGCUUAGUUGAUCUCUGCUGAGAGUGCUAUAAAUUCUAGACAGGACAGCCAUUUCUAGUCCAACCUGAUUUUUUUAAAUGAUGAAUCUCACCAUUUUAGCUCCAUGUUGGUUUUCUUCACACAACUUCCGCUUCCUAGGAGGAAGUAUUGUGGUCAAGUUACCGAGAUGGAGGCAGGGAUGGAUUUAUCAUUCGGAGUCACCUUAUUUGAAUUGUUGUCUAAUUUUUUGAGGUAGACCAAAAGAAGACUGGUUUCCACACAGGUCUGAUCUUUAAGCACACCAUGCUAAGAUGCAAAACUGCUCACAUAAGAUGCUUAUGCAAUUUUCGUUGGAUAAUACUAUAUUUUUGUUUAAACUAAAUAUAGACCCAGAGCAGUUUUGCAUUUUUUUCAGAAAAGUGGCUUUGAACCAAUUACCCUGUCAUCACUUUAAAUUAUCUUCUCUUUCAUGUGCUCAAGAGAGAUUGUGAUCGCUAGUUUUGGUGAUAGAGUGGAAGGAUAACCAAAAGCAAGUGGCUGUGGGUGAGAAAGAUGAUCCUUUAUUUUUGGUUGACUACCAUGAUCUUUGGCACCUUGAUGCGGGUCCCCAGGAUUUCUAUACAUGGGGUUUUUUAGAGCACAUUAACGAUGCAUCUAUACAUUCUCUCCUUCAAUUCUAAUGAAUACUUUGGGCUAUGCACUUUGUAAAAAACAUUAAAUGGACGUUUUGAUAAAGUCAAUUUACUUAUUUACGAGUUCUAUCUUUUUCUGUAAACCUAUUUCGAUUAGUUUUUAUUUGGUACAGCCUUCAUGGAUUGCUAAUAGGAAGAAAGGUUUUGGUAUUUUGAAACUUACAGGAUAGCUACGCAUCCAGCAUGUGUGGUGUCCAUGAGAUCUUGGAUCUGAAUCCUUUCUGCCUUCUAACAGUAUUAGAUAUAUUUUUUUCUUGAAAUCAUCUGUCUUUGGUUAAAUGCAUCUUUCUUGCAAUGAAGGUAGAUAGCUUAGGUUCCAACCAGUUUGAGUAGAUCAGUCAAAAAUUAUGGCUGGUGAACAAUUAGCUGCAUCAAUGUUUAAAAUGUAGGUUUCAGGAUACAAAUUCUAGAAGAUUCGUUAAUAUUCAGGCUUCUAUGUCGUUGGCAGCAUGAAUGCAUAAUACCAGAGAUCCUAAGCUAUUAUCGGCCUGAAUGUUCCCGAUAAAUUGCUUAAAAGAAUGAACAGGCCGAAGAGGAAAAUAAAGAUAAUAAAAUAAAAUGUUUAAGGAAAUUAGUUAUUUUUAUCACCUUUUUUCUACCAUUCAUCCUUUUUCUUUCAGGUGGGUCUUUAAAAGUUUUAACAAUUUCGCCUCUAGUUCUUACUGGGUCCAGCAGACAGCAUUGAAACCUUCAAUUUUGGUUUGGUCAAACUCAGUUCGGGUUAUUGAUCUGUUAAAUUUGCUUAUUUUGGAUGAAUCAGCUAAAGUGAAGUCUAAUGAGAACUGUAUCUAGUCUUUUGCGUGUUUCUUUAUUUGGUUUUUUAUCUCAAGAUUCACUCAGUUAUCAGAUUAUUAGCGCCAUUGUAACUCGACUGAAAUGUGAUCUGGAUGCUGAUUUGGUAUGGAUGACCUUUUUGGCUUUUAUUGAACAAUAUUGAGUAUAAUAUUCACUAAAAUUUGAUAGACUUUUUUAUUGUACCUGGCUUGUAGCUUUUUCUCUGGUUUUUUCAUGCAAAAAAUAUUGUAUGAUGUGAAACUAAUGUGUCUUAGUUUCUUAUUUUCUGAUUGAUGGCUUUAGUUGCGCGAAUUCUCCUUGUUUGAUUCACCUCAUUUGUCAAGGUUCUCGUUAUUGGGCAGGUUAAUGAUGCAGUGCUUGUGGGUGACAAGCUGGUUUCUUGUUCGUCAGAUACUACAAUUAAGGUUUUAGACUUGACAGUGUACCAUUGAUACUUUUUUGUGCAAGGACUUGUACUCACUAUACUGCUCCCUUUGCCUACUAGUUGUGGAGUUGCUUAUCUGAUGGGUCUUGCAUCAGAACUCUACGCCAACAUUCUGACUAUGUCAUAUGCCUUGGAGCAGCCGGAAUAAAUGUAAUGUCUUUUGUGUACACGUGUUACGUUGUCUUCAUAUUUAGUUUGAUGUUCUCUGUUUGGUAAAUUUUAUUUCCUGUGCAAAUUAUAAUCCCCUUCUAUUAUGAAAUGAACCAAUAAUUCACAGCAAACAUUUCAUUGGUUUUUCUGGUUGAGUUUUUGAUUCUUUUGUAGUCUUGCAUUAUAGAGCAAUAUAGUUGCCUCUGGUGGGCUCGGUGGGGAGGUCUUUAUAUGGGAUAUUGAAGCAGCACUUCUUCCCGUCAGCAAGUCUGUUGAAACAGCGGAGGACGAAAGUUCAAAUGGAACUGCUGCUUCGGGAAAUUCUGGGCUUCCUGUCACAAGUUUGCGUUCUAUUAAUUCAAGUAGCAGCAUCUCUAUGCAUGCAACACAGUCACAUGGGUACACUCCAGUUGCUGUCAAAGGCCAUAAAGAGUCGGUCUAUGCAUUGGCAAUGAAUGAUACUGGAACAUUACUUGUCUCUGGUGGAACUGAAAAGGUACUUGCAGAUUAUACUUUCCCUCAUUUAUUGGAUAAAGUUGAGUCUAGGUCCCUGGGAAAUACUCACCUUUUUUUCCUGUGUGAGUUGAGUUUUGUUUCCUUUUAUUUGCUGUCUUUAACCUUGCGUCUGCAGUUGUUUUAAAGCUGCACAACUUUUUAUUUUUUGUGAGUAUUUUUCAUAUUCAUAUGUUUUUGAUUUGCAGGUUGUACGUGUCUGGGACCCAAGAACUGGCUUAAAGACCAUGAAACUGAGGGGACAUACCGACAACAUAAGGGCAUUGCUUUUGGAUUCUACUGGGAGGUGGAUAGUUUUGUUUCUCACUAUCUAUAAAAUAUUCAUAUACCUUUAUAAUCAUGUAUGCUCGUUAUCUGCAGAUCGGUAGUCCUAUCAGUUAUCAUUGUACAAUAUGUAAUGUAGCACUUGAAUGUAUGGAAAUCUUUAAAUGGUUAAAACAACUUUUGAUUAUUUGCAUAUGUAUUGUAUUUUGUUUCCAUACUUUGGAAUAUGAAGUGAGGGGAAACUGUUUCUUGGAUCUAGGUUGGACAAAAAAAUUAGCCAGCAGAAAAUAUGGAUAACUUUCCUGUUUCUUUGUGACAGUUCACAUUAUAGUUGAACCUGUAUCCUGUUUUAAUCAUGUUGGUUGUGCAAUUUAUUGGACACGGUAUACUUAUUUAUUUCUGUCUGUGUUUUUCCUGUUCCAGGUAUUGUCUAUCAGGGUCAUCUGAUUCAAUGAUCCGGUAAUUACUCUUUCAAACAGAAACUUUGAUUAGUUGUUUCUCUCUUACAAUGGUCAAAGUUUCUGGAUGCUACCGUAAAUAACUGAACAAGUCAAACCUCAGAUUUUUCUCCCUCUCUUUAUUUCAUUAUCAAUUUUUCAAUCUCUACAAAUUUUUCAUUUAGUUGACGUGCCUUUUUUUCUUGUAAAUUGUAGUCUAUGGGAUCUUGGUCAGCAGCGAUGUAUUCAUUCUUAUGCUGUGCACACUGAUUCUAUUUGGGCACUUGCCAGUACGCCAACAUUCAGUCAUGUUUACAGUGGUGGCCGGGACCUUUCUGUAUGUGCUUAAGUCAUUAAUUUAUUAGAGAUUCUUCAUGAACUUUUAUGUCAUCCAGGACUCUGGUUUAUGUGCUUGGUUUAAUAAUCCUAUUUCAGCUGUACCUGACGGACUUGGCCACUCGAGAAAGCCUGUUGCUUUGCAUGGAGGAGCACCCAAUAUUGCAAUUGGCAUUACAAGAUGAUAGCAUAUGGGUUGCAACUACAGAUUCUUCUGUGCACAGGUGGCCUGCUGAAGGACUUAACCCUCAGAAGGUUUUUGAGAGGGGCAAUUCAUUCCUAGCUGGCAAUUUAUCAUUUACCAGGGCAAGGGCCUGCAUGGAGGGAUCUACUCCUGUAUGUGUGGUUCGCUCCUCUCUUCUCUUUCUAAUUCGUUCUAAAAUCGUUCUUUCAACAGAUUUUGUUGGGUGGAGCUUACGGUCCUCGAAAUAAUUCCUUGUGGCAUGAUUUAUAUAAUUUAUCAUACUAUGCUGACUUAUGCGUUGCAUCAAAUGAAAGCUAAGAGGACAACAACUCCCUUUUAAAUGUUCAUUAACAGUUGGUCAAAUGCGUUCUCCUAGUUCCUGUGUUAGAGUUGGCUCUUACUACAAUUUCCUUGAAACCUUUGAACUGGAAUAGUUUAGAAAGCAUAUAAAAUUGCCAUGAAUCUCACUAAAGAUGGCUCUCUGUGCACCUACUAAAUGGAUACAAAAUUAGUAUUGUAUACUUGGAGGCUUUGUUGGUAUCGUUAAUGUAAAACUAAAACGGUAUAACUUUAUUUGAUUUAUUAAGGGAAAAACUUAAGAUAGAUCAUGUCUGAAUUCCUUAGGAUUGUCCGCAAACUUUUGGUAUGUUUCCUUUCAGAGGAGAUUGUAAAUAAAGUAGUAUUUUUAUAGAAUUUACAUUAAAGCGCAGUUUUAGAAAACCUUAUUUAUGUCUUCAUCUGACAAUGAGUUUUGAAACCGUAUUUAUUUUUGUCUGCCAAAGAUCUAAAUAUGUAUACAAAAUGGAUUAUCGUCACACCAUUUGAUAUCUAAUCCUUUGCACUUGCAUUACGAGAUCAACAAACGAAAUGUAGCAUUGAUGUGGCCCUACAAUCUAGUUAGACUGGUGAAAAAAAUCGGUUUGGAAUGAAAGUUAUAUAAUUUUGAAGGCAUUUUUGGGCUACUUGCCUGCUUUUUGGGGGGAUAUGAAAAUUUAUCGUUAUGUUUUUCAUUGCCUCAAAAAUACAAUUUUUCGAUUCUUUUUCUACUAGUCAAAUGUUUUGAGUAUUUUUUUCCUAAGCCCUCUCUGCAUCACAGCUUUUCAUGCUCCAUGCUAUGCUGAACCAGUGUUUUGGAUAUUUUUUAGGAUCCUGUUUACAAGGAGCCAUCUGUCACCAUAUCUGGGAUUCCGGGGAUCGUACAACAUGAGGUUUUAAACAACAGAAGGCAGGUCUUGACUAAGGUGCUUGUCAAUCAACCUUUUUAUUCGUAUCUUUUUAUUAAUGUCUGUUCUUGGUUUGAAAAUAUUUAAUUUUGGAUAGUUUGCUUGAGAGCGCGUAUCUAUCUUUGUCAGGAUGCUUCUGGCACAGUUAAACUUUGGGAGAUUACAAAAGGAAUUGUGACUGAGGACUAUGGCAAGGUUUUCUUUCUUUGGAUUUUUUCCCCUUUCCAAAAUAACUUCGUUCAGUUUAAAUAACAACAUGGAUCCUAUGUGUUACAGGUUUCUUUUGAUGAGAAGAAGGAAGAGCUGUUUGAAAUGGUAUUAGUUGGGUUUCCUUUCCCGUCUCAUGUUUACUCAGUCAAAUGCUUCGGGUUCUAUGGAUUAGUCUAUUUAUUUACAUUCCUUAUUUAUGCUACUUCAGGUAAGUAUUCCUGCAUGGUUCACUGUAGAUAGCCGUCUGGGGAGUUUAUCUGUCCAUCUGGAUACGCCACAGUGCUUUUCCGCAGAGAUGUAUGGAAUUGAUCUGAAUAUGCCAGGAGCAUCAGAAGAUCAUAAGGUAGAUUAUCCCUAUUUUUAUCUAAUUUUUUUUCUGUUCGAGAUGAAUUCGAAAUAUUCGAAUUUACCAUCAGCAUUAAUUUUUCUCAUUUAGAAUUCAUCAAUUUGUCAGUGUAGUCGGCGUGGGGCACACCUCCCCUUGUUGAGACAAAGUCCUGAUAAAUGCCAGUAAGGGUUAUUAGGGAGGUUUAUUUUUAUUGGUGUAUGACGAAUUUGCAUAUAAUUAAAUACCAGUUGGCUGGAACAUUGUACAAAGCCAACAUCAUAUAAUUCUGUGAUCAAAAUUGAUACCGACUAGUGGUGGGUGUCGAAGGCCCAGGGCCCAAGGAUAGCACAGGAAAAGGGACUUGUAGACAUAUUCUGCCCAGUCUGGGCCUAAAUUUUGUUCCAGAUCUCUUUUGUUGUCCAUAGUUAGCUUUCGAUACCCUUUGGCAUCCACACCUGGCGACAUCAGCACUUUCAGUAAAUAUUAUUGAUAUAGUGGAAAUUUAUCUUAUUGUCGUAAAAAUAUCAACUAAAAGGUGCAAUAUAUGUCAGAAAACAGGGGAAAAUAUAAAAGCCAACUGCAAAAUGCUUAUCUAGUUAAUGUUAAAUAACCUGUAGAUGUAGCCUAGAACAUUGUUUUCCUUCUUUAAUCAUCUUCAACGGGUUUGAUUGAAGGUCAUCUCCUAUCCCAUUCCCUUUGACUUAUUGGACAACAGUAUGACUGCCUUGUCGAAAUUUCCUGUUCUUUCUUUCCAUCGAUAUGCCCUGCGUGGUGGUGGUUGAAGGAUCUUCCACCAAUCAAAAUUAAUCGUCAUGAGGCAAAUGCUAUCCCAAUUGCCUGGAAAAUCUUUAAUAUUUUAGCUUUUGCAACCUGGGUUUGAACUAUAUUGUGGCCAUUCUUCCCCAUCACAUUCAUAAUCCCGCGUUCAGUAAAUAGCUUAUCAAUACUCUCCUUAACCGGGACACAAAGACUGUUAUUGGUACUUGGUUUUAAGUUUCGAAUUCUAUUAAAUGCAGGCAGUUUCUUACAACUAACUUCCAUUAGAAGAUUCCCAUUUUUAUGGUUUUCCACACCUGCCUCUGCCACCAUAUUCUAAAUUUACUGUCAUCAUAUCCUCUCACAAAGAAUCAACACUGAACCCAUCUGAAUAAAAGGGAACCUCAUCUUUAAAUGUUUGUCGAGGCAUUUCUUUAAUUGUCUGUGAGGUUCUUUGUAAAUUGUAGCCCCCCCCCCUUCCCCCUUUUGUUGUUGUCCAGAUCUAGGGGAUAUAUUUCUUCUUUUCCUGAGAAAAAUUAUAGAACUGCUGAAAUUUAUAGGUGGAACCUCUCUCUAAAGCCAUACCCUCCCUAAAUUUUGGUUUUUCAAUUACCCAGCGUGAAUUCUGGAUGCUACUGCUUGGAAUUCUGGAGCUUAGAACCAGAGUAGAACGAUUUGAAGGAAAAACCUUCCAUCCAUUACCGUCUAACAUUUCAGCCUGAAUGAGUUAUCCUUUUCUUUUUCACUCAGCUAUCUUUAUGAAUGAUCUAUCUAAACUACCUCAUCCUCCUUUAGCUGGUAUGAAUGAUCUAUCUCCCUAAUAAAUAAAAAAAAUUUAUUUGGUUCAAUUUUUUACUCUUAUUUUCCAUAAAGACAUAAGGAGAUGGAAAUUGUUCGGAAAUUUCCCACCUUGCAUCGCAAUACAUGAGCAUGAUUUUCGUUCAUUUCUCGUCGAAUUCCAAUAUUAAUUUCCUGCCCUUUUUAAUCAAAUUAGAAGACGUCUGUUCUCAAGCCCACGUAAUUCCUGAGAUAUCCAUUUUUGCUUUGCCAUUAAGGAAUACAGAAAAUAUUUUUGUUGAAAUAAAUCUCCUAUCUCAAUGUUGUUGAAAUCUCAUCAGAAAUAAUUAUUUCAUUUUUCAAAAACAUCUCUUCACAUUUUGGUCUGCAGAUCAAUCUUGCACAAGAGACUCUCCGUGGUCUGUUGUCACAUUGGUUGACAAAAAGAAAACAAAGAUCUGGAUCACAAGCCUCUGCCAACGGUGACAUGUCAUCAGGAAAAGAUGUUACGAUGAAGAACCAUUCUCAUGCAAGAGAGGUUGAUGGUGGUGUUGAGAAUCAAAACGUGGUUCUUCCAGCAUUUGAGUUUUCUAGAGUUUCUCCACCUUCAAUUAUCACAGAGGGCUCUCAAGGAGGCCCUUGGAGAAAGAAACUUACUGAACUCGAUGGCACAGAAGAUGAGAAGGAUCUCCCGUGGUGGUGUCUUGAUUGUAUAUUGAAUCGUCGAAUUCCCCCACUAGAAAAUACAAAGUAAUUGUCAGCUUUUGAACUCUCUGGUUUUGCAUCAUUCCCUUUCUACGUUACAAUUUCUUGAACACGUAGUACGGGUAUACAUUUUCCUCGAUUUUUUUGUUUGUUUUACGUGAACAUCAUCUAUUCUUCAUGUUACUUCUUUACCAUAGGGCGUCUUUGUCUUCAUCGUUUCUGCUUAUCAUUUAAUGUUCAUCUCCAGAGCAAUAAUCUAAGUGAGAGGAAUGGAAGAACUUUUAUUGAAAUUCUUCUUGAGGUAAAAAAUGGAAAGCAUACCAUGAGGUGAUAAGAAUUGAACGUUGAUUUUACAUGCAAUGAACCUGUUACACUAUAGAAUUAUAUUUAACCGUAAAUCUCAAGUUUUGGAUAAUAUAUUUUCUCCGGUAUUGUUUUCAUCCUAAUGCAGCUGUUUAAGACGACAUUUUUUUUCAGUCUAUUUGGACAUAAGAUUUAUUUAUUGUUAUUAAGCGCUUCAUUUGCUUUCUUCAUGAUAGGAACUGUUAAAAUGUCUCAGCUACAUGUUCUAUGUAAGUCUUUGAGUGUAUUUGUGUUCGAAUUUGUGCAGUGCAUUACUGUGAAGCUUGUUGACUUUAAAAGUGCUCAAUGUAUUUGAUUUACUAUGUUAGGCACUUCGAACACGUUAUUUCAAACGGGAGCCUUUUUUCUGUUUGUAAAGGCCUGGUUUUCAAGUCAGAAUUCGCACUUUGACUGAGAUUGAAUGUCUCAUCCUGUUCUUAUGCAGAUGUAGCUUUUUCUUACAUUCAUGUGAAGGUUCAAAUGUUCAACUGCUCACCCAGGGGAAACUAAGUGCACCGCGGAUUUUGCGAAUACAUAAAGUAAGAAAUUAAUCUGGAUUUCUCUUUCAUUCAGAGGUUCUACUAUUCCAUUACAAUCUUCGUGGGCUCAUGUUGCUUGAGCUCAUGCAUUUGACCUUUGCCAUGAACUGACAGAGCAUGUAAUUCAUGCAAUAAUUCUCGAUAUUAUUUUUAAUAUUGCCUAGUAGCCAUCUUAGGCUUCUGGCAUAAAUCGAUGUUGUUUGAAAGCACCGCCUACCAUACAUCAUUGGCACUUAAGUCAUAUACACGUCUCUCCACUGUCUUAUUAUUAUUAUUAUUAUUAUUCCUUUUCAUGAUUUAUGUAAAAGUUCUGUUCCUUUGAUUUUGAAGGUCAUUAAUUAUGUUGUCGAGAAGAUGGUUCUUGAUAAACCACAAGAAGGGGGGAAUGGAGAUGGAGCAUUUACUUCGGCAUUACCUUCAGUGCAAUCACAGUUUCCUCCAGGUGGGGACACUGUACUACGAUCAGGAUCGAAGCCAUGGCAGAAGCUAAAGCCAUCGAUAGAGAUCCUUUGUAAUAAUCAGGCAAGAUAUAUCCAAGUUUUUCUAAAUUAUCCUACUUUGGGCUUUCUUUUUCCUUUGGGCUUUCUAAAAUUGUCCAGGCAAGCCAUCGAUAGAGAUCCUUUGGGCUUUCUUUUUCCUGCUCAUGAGUUCAUAUACACGCAUACAAUUUUCUAUUUAUGGUGCAUCUCCUGUUUUUCGGGGGCUUCAUAGAUAACAUUUUCCUAGAACGUCUCUUGGGUUUUAAAAGCCGUUGAAGAUGACAUUAGUCUUUUUAUUGAACUGAAAUAGGAGGCAUUGAUGGCAUUUGUUUAGUAUUGAGGCAUCAUGUUCGCAUAGAAAGCAUUAAUCAUGAGCCUGGCUUAUGAAUAGAGUGAAGCUUCUCCUUGAGAGUUUUCCUAACCUCUAAUCAUGAAGACUCAAGUGAUGCGGUCUCUCUCUCUCUCUCUCUCUCUCUCUCUCUUCUUUUUUUUUCUUCUUCUGUUUACGUUUGUAACAUCACUCGAGUCUGCUGUCAAAGUGCCUUCCCCCAUCCUGCUUAUCUUCUGAUCAUCUCUGACCCAAUGUUUACCUUCUCUUUCCUUUCUGGUCCUUGGGUUGACUGGCCUUCUCCAUUUUUGGGAUCUGACAUAUUCUUUGCUAUAUAGCUGUCAUUUUGAGAUAUGGUUGGCUUAAUAAUAUUGAAGGAUUUAAUCUGUCAUAAUUUUUUGGCCAAUGAAUAGAAAUUCUCUCUUGCCAGGUUCUAUCACCUGAAAUGAGCCUAGCGACAGUGAGAGCUUAUAUAUGGAAGAAGCCUGACGACUUGAUCCUGAACUACAGACUAGCGCAGGCUAAAUAA
This is a messenger RNA of Spirodela intermedia, 11364 nucleotides long. The record is from the annotation of a GenBank genome assembly. NCBI's taxonomy places the organism in Eukaryota, Viridiplantae, Streptophyta, Magnoliopsida, Alismatales, Araceae.